This is a messenger RNA of Tribolium castaneum (red flour beetle), 2312 nucleotides long. RefSeq names its product MPN domain-containing protein CG4751. The record is from RefSeq and is a predicted model, not a curated record. The transcript has 7 exons. Gene Ontology annotation, molecular function: protein binding; metallopeptidase activity. NCBI's taxonomy places the organism in Eukaryota, Metazoa, Arthropoda, Insecta, Coleoptera, Tenebrionidae. Bases 192 to 2144 code for a protein of 650 amino acids.
CCACGCUUGAAUUUUUUUCGUUUGAAACGGGCUCGUAACUGUCACCGUCACCUGUCAGUUUUUGUUUAUAUGAAUGUUUUUAAAUAAUUUACAAAAAAGUGUUUGUGGUGUCUAUUAGACAAUAGUGCGUGUACAACUUGGUAGAAGUAGUGUUUUUAUGUUUAACCAUUGUAGGAAAGCGGGCAUCUUCGAUGCAGUCGCAGCUCGAAGCGGCCCUUUUAGGGCACAGCUCUAAUGUAAAUACUUCUACCACUGUAGAUGACGACGAAAACAAUUUCCACGACGAUGACGGCGACGAGGUUGAAGAUUAUGUUGACGAGGAUUUAGAGGGCGAGAAUGUCUCUCGGGGCGGAAAGCUGUCCACAGGGCCCUCGGCCACUUCGCGCACUGUAACGCUUCAGAUGCUUUUGGCCGCUGAUAUCUUACAGCCUGGUAAUGGGACUAUGACAAUAGAGUAUUUGGGGCAGAGGUUUGUCGGUGAUUUGCUAGAAGACGGUAAAAUACGGAGUCAAGAGACCGAUAUUGUCUUUGCCUCGCCGAGCGCUUGGGCUAUAGCAUGCAAGAGAUUUAUUAAUCCGGAAAAGAAGUCAGGCUGUGGUUGGGCGUCUGUUAAAUAUCGCGGAAAAAAAUUGGACGCUUAUAAGAAUAUAUGGUAUAGAAAAAAGAAAGAAGAGAGGAAUCAGGAGUUUGACGGAACGUCUGAAUUGGAGAUUUUCAUGCAAAAGGCUUUAAAAAACACAAUGCAGUAUCACAGGAUGAUUGUUAAACACAACACGAUUGCCAACAGGACGCUGACCCAUGAUGCUAACACCUUAAUCGAAUGCGUCCCCUUUUCAAACAUCGGUAAAAUCCAACCAUUCCUAGUGUCAUUAUCGACAAAUGCUGCACUUUUGAUGGACUUCCAUUGCCAUUUAAUGAAAUCAGAAGUGUGUGGAUACUUGGCCGGUCAUUGGGACGUUAACAACCACAACUUGCAAAUAACCAGCGCUUUUCCUUGCCGAAACACAAAAUCUGAUCGUGAAAAUGCCCAAAAUGUGGAAACGGAAAUUUCCCGAGCCAUAGAUAAAGAAAAUUUAACUUUAGUCGGGUGGUACCACUCGCAUCCUUUCGCAGCAGCGGCACCCACUUUACGAGAUGUUGACGCUCAGUUAGAUUAUCAAAUUCGGAUGAAGGGCACUUCGGAUAAUAACUACACUCCGUGCAUUGGGAUUAUUAUAUCGCCUUAUAAUUACGACAACAGUUCGUUGGAGUCGAGUAUCGUGGCCUACUGGGUGGUACCGCCCCCUGAGACCAAACCCAACGAAUACGGCCGUCCAAUGCUCAUGUCCUACAGUGUGAUUCAGGACUCUCUCAUUACCCAAAACAUCAAAGACGAGAUGAAAAAAUGCGUUGAUUAUUACAAAAAAGAGUCAGAUUUCGUAAAUUUCAGCGACAGAUAUUUGAACACAAAUCUCUACAUCGACAAAUUGAAAAGCACCCUGAUAUCGAAAUUCCCCCGCGACGAAAGCGAAACAACCCUCUGGCGUUUCAUCCGCGAGAUUUUAGGCUUCCAAACUGAGGAAAACGACUGCUUAUUGAGCAUUCCCUCCAUUUCCAAGUCACAAAUGUUGCCCAGUUUGUCCUCGAACGUGAUGCUCUCAACGGACAUCUCCAACAUUCUCUUCAAUUCGGGCAAAUUUCCAACAGCUAGCAGUCUUUUAGGGCUUCCAGACCCGAUGGCUCAGAGCACACUAGCGGCAAAUAACAUGUUUCUCUCAACGAAUUUAUUCAAAAUGCAGGAACUGCUAAAGCCGUUGUCGACAAGUAGCCCUAUUUUGGGCAAAACGAAAGAGCAGAAACACGCCUUGAAGAUACCGUCAGACAUCAAGGGCAAGUCCGAUUUCGCGGCUGAUUUGCUCAAUUUGAAAAAUAAGCUCGACUUUAUCGCGCCUGAAUUGAAUUUGCCCAAAAGUGACAUGGAUUAUUCGCUUAAUUUGAGCAAAAGUGCGGAGGUGGGAGAGAGGCCACAGAAAGUGCCAAAAAAUGAUUUUAAUGUGUUUGACUUGAGUUCGGGGAAAAAUUCGGAGGCGGAAGCCACGGAUUUGAGCAUUUCGAACGAGCAGAAGACGAGUGAAGAGAAACCGCUCAAUUUGGUGGUCGAUUGAAGCUGUUUUAUUUGUACUAUAUUUAUUCUAGUCUAUAAUUGACGAAAAUUGUACUCUGGCCCAGUGAUUGGUUAUGUAAGUUUUCUUUUUUAUAUAUUUAUACAAUAACUAGGACCCGCAUCCCAUUUAAAUGUAAAUUUAUUGGCAACAAUUACAUGAAACAGUAAA